Messenger RNA from Formica exsecta, 2757 nucleotides. RefSeq names its product synaptic vesicle glycoprotein 2B-like. Bases 448 to 2514 code for a protein of 688 amino acids. Lineage: Eukaryota; Metazoa; Arthropoda; Insecta; Hymenoptera; Formicidae. Gene Ontology annotation, cellular component: membrane. Gene Ontology annotation, molecular function: transmembrane transporter activity. The record is from RefSeq and is a predicted model, not a curated record. Gene Ontology annotation, biological process: transmembrane transport. The transcript is spliced from 12 exons.
AGCCAAAGAUAUAUAAACUUUGAUAAAACGGUAUAAUUUUUCUUGUACAUUAAUUCAUAUGCAAGUAUAUCGAUUGCGAUAAAUGUAAAUAACGCAACACGCGAGUUGAAUAAUGUUCCAUGCUUAUUAUUAGUAAGCAGAUGCCUAUCUAUCGCUCACUAUUUAAGGCGUUCGCGAUAAAUGUUAAAUAUUUCACUUGUUACCGUAAUGAAUAUCGUAUACAUUAAGAAACGUGGUCAGUGAACCGCGCUUAUAGACGUGACGCAUGUCUUUCCACGUACACCGCGUGAUAAAUUUCACAAUUGUGAAGCACAAUAUACCAUUCCAUGUAUUGUUAACACACUCGUCCCUAGUCUACGUCGUUCUUUAUGCGCUGCGUCAUAGCGCGAGAGAGAGAAAUAACCAUCGUUUAAUAUUAUGAGUUUUAUUAACGAACCUUGAUCUGCGAUGAAGGGGAAGAUACACAAUUUUAUAAUAUGGUUUCUGGCAGUGAUGCCCUCAUCGGAGGAGGAAAGCCAGUGGCUCGUUGGCAGCGGGGGCGGCCUCGCACCCUCCGGCGGCAGCGCGACGAAGACGAGCGCGGGCGAACGUGGCCUGAACACUAGGACCGGUCUUUACACCGAGGAGAUGACGACGCAGCCGACGAGCGUCGCCACAGCCGGCGUGAACUCGGCUUCGGCCGAUUCCGCGGAGCACGACCUCAUUGACUCCACCGCAGACGCGACCCUCUUGGCGCAGUUUCACGAGGACGCCAUUAAGCAGGCUGGAGUUGGUUACUUCCAAAUAUUUGCCGCUUUCUGUACAGGCUUGAGUCUUGCAGCUGACACUGUUGAAUUUUUUGUUGUUCCUUACAUACUGCCAAGUGCAGAAGUUGAGCUGUGCAUCGAAGAUAACGAGAAAGGAUGGCUUGGCAACAUUACUCUUAUUGGUCUUGCAUUGGGUGGUUUAUUCUGGGGUGGCCUCGGGGACAGGUUGGGAAGACGCAGGUCUCUCCUAUCGGCCAUGUCUGUACAUGCUCUGUUCAGCGGUGUUGCGACAUUUAUGCCCACUUAUGGCACUUUUAUGACAGCUAGAUUCUGUUCAGCUCUUGGAGUAGGAGGAGCUGUACCGCUGGCAUAUGCAUAUCUCGCGGAAUGUUGUCCACGAAUAAACAGAGGCCGUUGGACGGGAAUACUCGUGGCGGCGUGUGCGCUCGGAGGUGUCUACGCCGCACUCUUGGCUUGGGCAGUGGUACCCACGACAGGAGAGAUGGUCGUUCUGGAAAACAAGGAACACUUUAGCGCUUGGCAUCGUUUCCUGUUAUUAUGUUGUUUGCCGGCGUUGUGCUCCACAUUUGGUCUUAUCUUUCUACCGGAAAGUCCGAGAUAUCUUGUAGAGGCCGGUCGAGAUGUGGAAGCGAUGAUGGUUUAUCAGAAAAUAUAUAAAAAAAAUAACGCCCGGAAAAGUGCAACAGGUACACAGUAUCAACUCUCUGAAUUGGAACUUCCGACUAAAAGACCUCGCGGCUUGGCUCCGCCAUCUCCAUGUAAUAAUCAUACUAGCGUUUUGGCGGACAUAAUAUAUUCGAUCGAAAUGUUCUGGAAUUCUUUCUUGGAAUUAUUCACCGCACCCCAUUUACGCGUGACUUUAAUUCUAUUGAUUAUCUGGUCUGCCGCUUCAUUCAGUCUUUAUGGUCUUAUGAUAUGGUGUCCUGAAUAUCUGAAACUUCUACGUGCAAUGGAAUACAAAGCUCAUACCGAACACUUUUAUGAAAAGGAUUAUAAUAAUAUAACGUUUACUGGUCCUUGGGAAAAUCGUCAGUACAAAGAUUCUAGGUUUUCAAAUUGCAGAUUCACUAAAAUGGUAUUUAGCCAUGUCGAUUUUGACAAUUGCACGUUUCAAUCAGUGGAGUUCAGUAGCAUUAAGUCUAGCAAAACUCAUUUUAGAGACAGUUUUAUUUUACAUUCAAUAUUUAUUGAUACAGAUUUAUCUGCACAAGUUUUCACUAGAUGUAAAUUGAAGAAUAACACAGAGUUAAGUUUAAGCGGGCCCUGUCCGACUCUCGAUUUGGAUUAUAAUAUUUAUAUCGAAGAGGCGUUGCAUGCUCAUCUCGUUGCUCAAUUGGCUUUCGUACCUGCUGCCGCGCUCGCAGGUUUAGCGCUUACCGUUCUUCAGCGGCCAAAAUUAAUUGGUCUUUCGCUUUUUUUCUCUUCCGUUGCUGCGUUGUGUCUGAUGUUAAUUCACAGAAACAAUUCAGCAGUUUUGGGUUUUGAAGGUGGCUUUACAGCCCUGUUUGCUGUUGCAUGGACAUCGUUAACUUUGGUGACAGUCGAGAGCUUCCCCACACAUUUGCGGUGCACUGCUUUUGGACUUAUAGCAGCAGCUAUAAGAAUAUCUGGUCUGAUAGGAACUGCAACAUAUCAAACAUUAGUGGGUGCGUCAUUAAUUGCACCUGCGCUAUUGACAGCAUUGGUAUUAUUGAUCGCUAGCGCUGCAACUUUUAAAUUGCCUCAUACUCAUAAUGUCUUCUUAUAAGCUUUCUAUUAAUAGAAUGUCAGCAAUGCAUAUCCAAAAUUGAAAAUUUGUUGUUCCAUAUGAAGCGAACUUAUUUGAUGCUUUGCAAACUGAAGAAUUGGAUUCUCACAGAAUAACCUCGAAUACGUCGGAGAUAGAGAAGAGAAUCAGGCAUGUAAAAAAUGCUAUCUUUUAUUCUUUAUUCUUAGAAUUUAUUCACGAAAAAUGAUGUUCAAGACAUGUCAAUAAUUUGUUGAUCAAAAA